AGAUGGCGACUUCCAUGAACAAGUUUUGUACUUUCAUCAUGCGACAACAAAUUAUCAGUAAAACAACCCUUUUCCCAAGUAUUUCUCAGCGAACAUGUCUGCCAUAUCAACAUCCAGCUGGUCAAGGUGUCGUUUUCAAAAUUCAGGCAGCUACAUUCGCAAAGAAAGCAGGAAGAGGCAGGUCAGUUGAGCCCAAAGAGUUAAUGCAAGUCAACACAGACGCAGAAUACCUCGUGUCACACUGCUCCGGCUCCAACUACUUCAAGGAGGGGCAAGACAUAAAGCUCGGACCCGAUGAGGACUACCCAGACUGGCUGUGGGAUCUUCACAUAGGACCUCCGUUGAAGUUGGAGGAGAUGUCUCAAGACUCACCUCAGUACUGGAGGAAACUACGAGAGAUGCACAUGAAGAGGAACAAUCGACUCGCUAAGGUGAAAAAGUUUUAGGCAGGACUGAUACUUCACACGGAGGCAUCAAGGGCGACUGCCUCCAUGCCCCCUAGUCUUUGCCUUGGUGCCCUCCUUGAAAUGCUAUAAUAGAAAUUUACAAUUUCCUCAUAGAGUGCACUUUACCAAGGAGAAAAUGGCUUGCUGCCCUUGCCCUUUCAAAGACCGAAGCGUGCAGGCCUGUUUAGGGAAUUGUUUGCCAUGGAUAUUCAAACUUUGAAGAGAUCGGUUUUGAAACAUGGAGGCUCAUCAGGGUGUUCUGUUGGGAAA
Messenger RNA from Asterias rubens (European starfish), 716 nucleotides. RefSeq names its product 39S ribosomal protein L54, mitochondrial-like. The transcript is spliced from 2 exons. Gene Ontology annotation, molecular function: structural constituent of ribosome. NCBI's taxonomy places the organism in Eukaryota, Metazoa, Echinodermata, Asteroidea, Forcipulatida, Asteriidae. The coding region runs from base 3 to 446 and encodes 147 amino acids. The record is from RefSeq and is a predicted model, not a curated record. Gene Ontology annotation, cellular component: mitochondrial large ribosomal subunit.